Ectocarpus siliculosus is the source of this 1341-nucleotide messenger RNA. The record is from the annotation of a GenBank genome assembly. NCBI's taxonomy places the organism in Eukaryota, Phaeophyceae, Ectocarpales, Ectocarpaceae.
AUGUGUAGUCCUUGUCCGCCCCAGCUACACGAUGCGCGCCGCGCGUUGAUGGGGAGCGGCAGGAGGAACAACGCCGCGCACCCGAGCUACGAGAGCCUCGACGCCUUCUUUUGCGGCUGCUUGGAGCGCGUGGAGGCAGCGUACGCCACGCUGAACAAGGCCUUCAAGAAGAUAAGGGUCGAGUGCUGGAUCGCCAAGCUCAACGGCCCGUACCCGCUGCCCAACGUCGCGUGGCGAAAGAACCGUAACGCCUUCGCCGCUCUCCUCGCCCGUGCCGUGGAAGAGGUCGACUUCAGAGAGCCGUUCGAUAGGCGCCCCCCAGAGGGGAGUUUGCCCACCCUGGCGCCCCACCUCCGAGCCCGCAUUCCUGACCGAAACCCGUUCCAACGAACUGGUAGCGACUUCUGGCUGCGGCACAGAGCUUGGUUGGAUACUAGCCGAGGCCUUUCCGGGAGAGAUUUCGCCAACGAGGCCGCCGAAGCGUCCCGUACUUUUCAGCCGACAAGAAGAGGGUCACCAUCGCCAACGAGCCAGGACCCCCGGUUCGCGUCACCCGGGUUGCAGGGGGGAGGGCACGACGCUACCGCCGACACCACCGUCAUCGGCGGUGGCAUCACCAGCGGGAUUACUACUACUGCUGGCGGUUGUUGCGGCGCCACCGCGGCUGCCCUUUCGCCACUCGUGCCGCCACCGCCGCCGAACCCCUCAUCCCCGAGAAUACACAGUGGCGGUGGCAGCGGCAGCGGCAACAAUAACGCCGCACCGUGUGCCGCCGCCGCUCGAGGUCCCUGCGGCACCCGCACCACCAAGAGCAAGAGGUGUCCGUGCGACCCUCUUGGAAAGGCGGGGUUCGAGGGGGGGGCUGGGGGGGCGCCGCGCGGAGGAGGAACAGGCGGCGGAGUGGAGGCAGCGGGAGAAAGGGUGGGGUGCGGGCAUUGCGGGUGUGACGGAGAGAGAGUACGGGCCCUUCAGACGAUGGUCAGGGAACAAGCCCUCCAGCUCGCCGCUCUUCGCCUCCAGCAAGCGUACCGGGGGAGGGCCCAGGCGGCAGAGCUGCAGCGUGUACGGCACGAACGUUGCCGAUUGACGUCGGUUAGGCUGGAGGAGAUGCUAGCGAGGCGGGGGGGACGAGAACAGCAGAACCGCCAAGCAGAAGAAGACCAAGAUGCCUCUUCUUCUCCACGUCCACCCCAACUCAAUCCGCCGCUGCCAGGGUUGUCCAAGGGUGCUGCCGCAAAUUUGAACGUGGAUCUCGAGCGCCGGCUGGACAGGUUCCAGGAGGAUGCCCGAGUGUUGGUCGGCGUUGCGAAGCAGCACCAUCACCAAUCAUCAAAACCCUAG